Messenger RNA from Ochlerotatus camptorhynchus, 1824 nucleotides. Its product is annotated as dynein intermediate chain 3, ciliary-like. The transcript is spliced from 4 exons. NCBI's taxonomy places the organism in Eukaryota, Metazoa, Arthropoda, Insecta, Diptera, Culicidae. Gene Ontology annotation, molecular function: dynein heavy chain binding; dynein light chain binding. Gene Ontology annotation, cellular component: outer dynein arm. Gene Ontology annotation, biological process: cilium movement; outer dynein arm assembly. The coding region runs from base 1 to 1824 and encodes 607 amino acids. The record is from RefSeq and is a predicted model, not a curated record.
AUGAAAAUCGACGGAAAGAUUAGCAGCAGCCAGAUGGAGCAAAACUGGACUCGGUACAUGGUAAUGACCGAUACCAAAACGCUCCGAAAGCCAGUCGAGUUGCAAGAGGAAAAUGAAGUUCAGACCAACAUUCCACCCAACAAAACUCUACAGAAGAACUUCAGCACCAUAAGUCCGGUUGAGAAAGGCCUGCAAUGUACACCGUUGAUUUUGAAUACCCCGGUAUGGACUGUACACAAUAGCCUAGUACAUUCGGGUACAACGCAUUAUGAGGGCGGAUGGCCAAAGGACAUCGACACCCACGACGAAGAGGUGACGGCGAGAUAUAGAAGGAAGCAGGAAAAAAGCGAGGCAUACCUGUGCCAGAUGAAAGGAUUGACCAAGACUAUGGAACAUGCCAUUCUCCAGAACAGCGCUUGUGACAUCUACCAAAAUUACUUUGAAGACAUCGAACAGCACGAAUUGAUUGAACAGUUCAGUUCGAAAACCGUGCACGUGUACAAGGACAACUUGGACGUGAAGCGUUCCUGCUGUUAUAUUUGCUGGUCAGAGGAAGGAAUGCAUUUCGCUUCGAUCCACUGCAACAUAGGACAAAGGAACAAUCCAGUGACUGAUUCAUACAUUUGGGAUAUCGAAAAUCCAAAUGUACCGCUCCAAACUCUCGUCCCGCCAUAUCAAGCACGUUGUUUGGAAUACAAUUUUAAAGAUGGUUGCCAGCUGGCCGGUGGUCUAUUUUCAGGACAAAUUGCCAUUUGGGACAUCAGAGUGGCAAAUGAGCCGGUAGAAAUGACACUACGUGAAACGAGCCACAAGGACGUCGUCACCAAAGUGCUUUGGACCGGAACAAAGACUUCGAAUGAAUUUCUCUCCGGAUCAACGGAUGGUAGAAUCCUUUGGUGGGACAUGCGAAAUUUAAAUGAACCAUAUGAUUUUCUGAAUCUUGCUCCCAAGGAUGCGAAAACUGUAGAUCCAAAGCGAUGUUUCGGUGUAUGUGCGGUUGAGUUUGAACAGACCAUGCCGAACAAGUACACGGUUGGAACGGAGAAUGGUUUGAUUUACAGCUGCAGUAGGAAAUACAAGACCCCGGCUGAUAAGAUCCAGGCACUCACCGCCGCUCACACAGGACCGGUUUAUUCGGUUGAACGGAAUCCGUUGUUUAUUAAAAACUAUAUAAGCGUUGGAGAUUGGCAGACGAAAAUUUGGACAGAGGACUGUCGUGAUAAUCCUAUAGUAUGGACGAAGGAAUACGCUGUUCAACUGACCUGCGGAGUUUGGAGUCCCACCCGUUGUUCAUUAGUGUUUAUCUGUCGGAUGGAUGGAGUUAUGGACGCGUGGGAUGUUAUUCAUCGUCUUGACGGACCGGUUUUACGUAUUAAACUUUCGGAUGUACCACUUCUGGCACUACGUGUUCACAAAAGCGGAAAGCUAAUUGCUAACGGUACGGAGGGCGGUGCAAUAUACCUGACUGAAAUAUCCGAUAACCUAACCUUCAGUUCGGCCAACGAUAAGCCGGCCUUGUCCGGAAUGCUUGAACGAGAAAUGCGCAGACAACGUCUACUGGAGGCCAAGAUCAAAGAAAUGAAGCUGAAGGAAAAGGAGCUCGAGCGAGAAAGAAUACGUAGACAGAUGCGCAUGGAGAAGGAAAAUUCCAUCGAAGACGAGGAACAGGAAUUGAUCGUCGAUGCGCAACACCAAUUCUGGACAAAAAUUCACGGCCGCAAGAGUCUGAAGAGCACUCUGAAGGGCAUCCGAAUACGAGAUACUGGGGUAAAUUUGUUGAAACCUGGAAAGAAGCCAAUAUUCAAAAAAGAAAGUAAACAAUAA